Megalobrama amblycephala (Wuchang bream) is the source of this 2831-nucleotide messenger RNA. RefSeq names its product zinc finger protein 239-like. The transcript has 3 exons. Lineage: Eukaryota; Metazoa; Chordata; Actinopteri; Cypriniformes; Xenocyprididae. The record is from RefSeq and is a predicted model, not a curated record. Bases 407 to 2101 code for a protein of 564 amino acids.
GACGAAAUGUGAUUUACUUAAGAAUUUGCGGCCCCUUUAAGAAACAUGACACCGUGCGCACUGAGGAUGCGCAGAAGAGACACGAGACGAGUGCUGAAACUUUCACCAUUUGAAGCUGAAAGCGACGCUGUUAACGACCGUGAAUGAAGGACAUCUGGUUCUGUCUUCCUGAUCGGAUUGCAAAAAGGAAUAAAUCACCCUUUACAAUCCGAAUAUAACUGUAAUCAGAUCUAGUUAAUUCAUUCCGAUUAUUAGGGUCUAUGCAAACACAGCUUGCUACAGUUCACACCUGCAGUGAAGCUCCUCCCACAACAAUUCACCAAUAAAUACUGGGAAUAUUCACCUCAUCCUACAAGAGAAGGACAAACUCCAGGUGUAGCAGCUGAAAUCUGUGUGACUGUUAAAGAUGGAGUUUAUUAAAGAGGAGAUUGAAGACAUGAGUGAUCCAGAACCAUCCAGAAUAAAACAUGAAGAUACUGAGGAACAAAUAGAUCACAUGGAAGUGAAGGAUCAAAGACACAAACUAAAUGAUGUGAAGAAACACUGUGACUUCAAAAUACAAGGAACAAAAGACAAAAAGCUGCACACCUGCUCACAGUGUGGAAAGAGUUUCCCAUAUAUAUCUGGACUCAGAAUUCAUCUGUGCGUUCACUCUGGAGAACAACUGUUUAACUCUGAACAGUGUGAUAAAGAUUUUAAUUUGUCAUCAAGUCUAAAACGACACCUGAAAGUUCAUUCAGAUGAGAAGCCGUAUGUGUGUUCUCUCUGUGGAAAGAGUUUUUCAUGGCUGUGUCAUUUAAAACAGCACCAGAAAACACAUGAUGAAGUGAGAGAUCAUGUGUGCUUUGAAUGUGGAAAGAGCUUUACUGCAUCUACUCACCUGAAACAGCACCAAAGAAUUCAUACUGGAGAAAAACCUUACAAGUGCUCAUAUUGUGACAAGAGUUUUGCUCAGUCUGGAAACCUGAAAAAGCAUGAGCAAAUUCAUACUGGAGAGAAGCCGUACCACUGUACUCAGUGUGAAAGGUAUUUCAGCGAUACAAAAGGUUUAGAAAUACAUCUGCGUGUUCACUCUGGAGAAAAACCAUUUAACUGUGAUCAGUGUGGUAAAAAGUUUAUUUCCUCAUCAAAUCUAAAACAACAUCUGAAAAUUCAUUCAGGUGAGAAGCCUUAUGUGUGUUUUGUCUGUGGAAAGAGUUUUUCAAGGAUGAACAGUUUUAAACUGCACCAGAAAACACAUGAUGAAGUGAGAGAUCAUGUGUGUUUGGACUGUGGGAAGAGCUUUACUACAGCUGAGGCCCUGAAACUGCAUCAAAGAAUUCAUACUGGAGAAAAACCUUACAAGUGCUCAUAUUGUGACAAGAGUGUCACUCGGUUAGGACACCUGAAAAUACAUGAGCGAGUUCAUACUGGAGAGAAGCCGUACCACUGUACUCAGUGUGAGAAGAGUUUCAGAGAUUCAGUAGGUUUAAAAUAUCAUCUGCUCUUUCACUCUGGAGAAAGACCAUUUAACUGUGAUCAGUGUGGUAAAGAUUUUAUUUCAUCAUCAAAUCUAAAACAACACUUGAAAGUUCAUUCAGAUGAGAAGCCUUAUGUGUGUUCUCUCUGUGGAAAGAGUUUUUCACGGCUGGACAGUAUUAAACAGCACCAGAAAAUACAUGAUGGAGUGAGAGAUCAUGUGUGUUUGGACUGUGGGAAGAGCUUUACUACAGCUGAGUUUCUGAAACAGCAUCAAAUAAUCCAUACUGGACAAAAACCUUACAAGUGUUCAUAUUGUGACAAGAGUUUCACUCGGUUAGGACACCUGAAAAUACAUGAGCGAGUUCAUACCGGAGAGAAGCCGUACCACUGUACUCAGUGUGGAAGGUAUUUCAGCGAUCCAAGAGGUUUAGAAAUUCAUCUGCGCGUUCACUCUGGAGAAAAACCAUUUAACUGUGAUCAGUGUGAUAAAAAGUUUAUUUCCUCAUCAAAUCUAAAACGACAUCUGAAAAUUCAUGAGCGAGUUCAUAGCGGAGAGAAGCCGUACAACUGUACUCAGUGUGAGAAGAGUUUUAGACAUUCAUCCAACUUUCACACUCAUAUGAAAAAAUGUUGCAAGUGAGCAACAUUUGUUUUCAUGUCAAAUACAUUCAAGUAAAUUAUCUGUGAUAAAAUAUGGAGUUUAUACUAAAAGCACAAUAUCAUCUAAUUUUAAGAAUUUGGUGAAAAGCUCAGAAAACUUGAAAGAUAAAAGAUUUGUAGCUUCACAUUGCUGAAGCUUUACACUGUAAAUAGUGUUUUUUUUCUGUCAGGAUUGAUUGUGUGCUUAGUAGGUCUUAUUUGAAUUAGUGCAUUCAAUUAAUUUACUUAUACUAAGUGUACUUUAUUGUUCUGAUAUUCAUGUAAUUGUGAGAAAUAAAACAGAAACAACAUCUUGUCUUGAUCUGUUUAAUGAACACUGAGAAUGAGUUGUUUAGUUUUAAUUGAGUUUAAACAUUCUAUCUUAAAGGCACACUGUGUAGUUUUUCACCACUAGAGGUCGCCUAUUCAAAACAGGCGUAGCUGGAUGAUGCUUAGAUUGAGCCAAACUUUUAUUAUGCCGCAGUCACUGCUUCUGCUUCUUCCUGUCAAGCGUAUGUGGGUAAAGCAGCACUGUUUUAUCAUAUUAGAUACAUUUGUGUGUGUUGGAAAUUAUGUUAUAACAUUAUUCUGUACAUUCGCUCUGUGACAUUAGGCAUGGUAAAACAUAAUACUCGUGGUAAAUCAAGAAAACAAGAUUUAAACGAGACUUACUGGGUUGAGUUAUAUAACAUGAUUAGUUUUCUGUUGAUGAAUGUAUGCAAACAGUUGUU